Molecule: messenger RNA, 1330 nt
Organism: Panonychus citri (citrus red mite)
Lineage: Eukaryota; Metazoa; Arthropoda; Arachnida; Trombidiformes; Tetranychidae
Product: acyl-CoA desaturase 1-like
Exons: 3
Coding region: 196-1194 (332 amino acids)
Biological process (GO): unsaturated fatty acid biosynthetic process
Cellular component (GO): endoplasmic reticulum membrane
Molecular function (GO): iron ion binding; stearoyl-CoA 9-desaturase activity
Source: RefSeq, a predicted model, not a curated record
GAAGGUGACUCUUCAUCAACAACAAUCUAAAAAAUUAAUUUAAUCCAAAAGUGAUUCAUUUAAUAAAAGUGAUCAUUUAAUUGUUGACUUUUAGCUCCUUCAACAGCAUCAAAAAAUCAACAUAAAAUCUCAUCAAUUGUCUUGAUCAAGUUUCUUUUGUUUUGACCAAAUAAUCAAAGUGAUUGAUUGAUUAAAAUGUGUCGCAUUAAAUCAUUGACCACCGGCGAUCCUAAUGAUCCAAUUGUGAAUAAAAUUAACCAACAAUCAAAGGAAUUGUUAACUAAAUCAAGUGACAGUGGAAUUUACCUUUAUAUUAACAAAGAUUCUUAUGGAAUCGUUUGGAAAAAUGUUAUUGUAUUUACGAUUCUUCAUUUGCUGACAAUUUAUGCGACAAUUGUUUUGAUCCGAGAUCGAGUUUGGAAUACUUGGAUUUUCGCUUAUUUGUAUGGAUUCCUUGGUGGAUUAGGAGUGACUGCUGGUGCCCAUAGACUUUGGUCUCAUCGAUCUUACAAAGCAAAGUUUUCGUUGCGACUGUUUUUAGCCUGUUGUUUCUCGAUCGCAGGUCAAAAUGAUCUAUUAACUUGGUGUCGAGAUCAUCGAGUUCACCAUAAAUUCUCAGAGACAGAUAGUGAUCCACAUAAUUCACGAAGAGGUUUUUUCUUUGCUCAUGUUGGUUGGUUGUUGACUCGAAAACAUCCAUCGGUCAUUGCAGAUGGAAAGAAAGUCGAUUUAUCCGAUCUAAUGGAUGAUCCAAUUGUGAGAUAUCACCGAAGAUUCUAUCCGAUUUGUUAUGUUGUCUUCAUUAUUCUGAUUCCGUGGUUUGUUCCAGUCUGUGUAUGGUCUGAAUCAAUAUCGACAUCACUUCUAAUUGCUGUAAUUUGGCGAUAUGUGACUAGUCUGCAUUGUACUUGGUUCGUGAACAGUGCAGCUCACAUGUGGGGUGAUCGACCAUAUCGAUCGACAAUCGGAGCUCGAGAAAAUUAUUUCGUCUCUUUCGCUGCUUUUGGUGAAGGUUUUCACAACUUCCAUCAUUCAUUUCCAUGGGAUUAUGCGACCAGUGAAUUGGGUUGGAAGUUAAAUCCAACGAAAGUUUUCAUUGAUUUAAUGUCCAAAUUGGGAUUAGCUUAUGAUCUGAAAACCGUUAAGCCAGAGACGAUCCUUAGAAUUACUGAUAAACAUCAUCAACAAAAAUAAUUAAUAUAAAAAGAAAAAGAAAAAGUUGAAAAAAUCAUUUAAUUGAAUGAAUUCAAUCGAGUCAUUAAAAGACCGAAGUUAAAUUAAUUUAAUCGAAAAUUUAUACAAUUAAACACAAUUGAAUUUUUAUCAAUAA